Molecule: messenger RNA, 1617 nt
Organism: Tigriopus californicus
Lineage: Eukaryota; Metazoa; Arthropoda; Copepoda; Harpacticoida; Harpacticidae
Product: serine incorporator 5-like
Exons: 1
Coding region: 1-1617 (538 amino acids)
Cellular component (GO): membrane
Source: RefSeq, a predicted model, not a curated record
AUGGCGGGUGGCGGCAUUGGCGAAGAAGACGAGGAACAACUUCUACCCACUUGCUGUCCCAUUCGAGUUCCCUUGCGAUUCUCCAUGAUGCACAAUUGCAAGCCGUCGUGUGCGAGCAAGAUUUGCCCUCAAUGGUCGGCCAUCUCGUUCGAACACGAGUUGAAACGUUCUAAAUGUUUGUAUGUCCUGGCGGUGGUGUUCACAGCAAUAACCAUGGGCUCUGUGACAAUCCCAAGCUUCCAAAGACACCUCCACCGGAUCUUCCGCGACCUAGAUGCCACUUGUAAGGACUUGAAGAUGGGCAAUAACUGUAUGCGGCUCACGGGCUACAUGGCAGUGUUCAAGAUAGCAUUUGCAGUGACAGUUUUCUUUCUGGCUUUGGCGCUGAUCACUCUCCGACUGCCCGAGGUCAAAAGAGGCCGAGCCCACGUUCACAAUCGUAUGUGGCCUUUCAAAGGUUUGAUGGUGGUCUUGUUGAUCAUUGCUGCUUUUGUUGUCCCGAUCUCUCACCUGAACACACUUCACACAUCUUGGAUUUACACAUGCCACAUUGGGAACUGGAUCUUUAUCGUCGUUCAAACCAUCUACUUGGUUCAAGUCUCGAAUCAGAUCUGCAUGGGCAUUCAGAAACGAGCCACUUAUCAACGUCUCUGGCGACUGUUGGAAUUGGGGAGCUCCAUUUCGGUGGUAUCGAUUUGGGUCAUCAUGUCGAUUACGUUGUUUCUGAUUCAUGGGCAAAGACAAUAUUGCCUGACCAAGCAACUCAUUCUUAUUUCCAACACUGGUCUUUGUUGUACCAUAAUCUUGGCUUCCAUUACUCCUUGUGCCCGGGGCUCAGGUCGAGCCAAUCUCUACUACGAUCAACAGGCCUACCAGAGUUCCAUGUACGCCAAUCGAUUGAUUCAAUCCGGUUUGGUGGUGGUGUACACCACGUUUUGGAUUUGGUCGGCCAUGCAAUCGUCACCCGAACAACCCGGAGCGGUGGAAACAAGCUUCCUCAUGGACGAAGACGAUAUCGCUUGCCGAUCUCACCGUUCCAGUCGAUUUGUGGAGGAUAGUCUCACCGGAACCGCCGUCGUGAUGGCAGCCUUCACAUUAAUCUACAUCACUUCCAAGUGGGAAAUGACACACGAGCUCAAGGAGCAGAAAUCCGUGGCUCCCUCCACUUUUGGAGGCAAUGCUCUGCCUGCAACUCAACCCGGUCCAACUUCACCCAAAGCGAGAGACACUCCCACAACGUACCAAAUCUCGUUGUUCCACCUCUUCCUCAUUCUAGUCAUCAUGCAUUUGACCACACAACUGACCAAAUGGUUCCACCCCGACGGCUACUCGAGGCCGGAUUUUGAAAAAAGUUGGACCAUCGUGGUCAUCAAGGUGGCCAGUGGAUGGAGUGCAGCAUUCCUCUAUCUGUUGUACCUCCUUCUUCCAACUCGAUGCAUUCCCACCCAAUUUCAAGACAGCGGAACCACCGUCACGUUAGAACAACAACAACAACCACAACAACCACAACGGGAACAACCGGUACCGGAGAACAUUGAACUGAAUUUCAAUCCAAGACUAUCAAAUUUCCAAAGCUUUCCCAUUGCAGACUUGCGACAGAAUCUCGGCCACAUUUAA